Messenger RNA from Cyclopterus lumpus (lumpfish), 2459 nucleotides. It is a transcript of the gene btr12, whose product is annotated as bloodthirsty-related gene family, member 12. Bases 100 to 1815 code for a protein of 571 amino acids. The transcript has 8 exons. NCBI's taxonomy places the organism in Eukaryota, Metazoa, Chordata, Actinopteri, Perciformes, Cyclopteridae. Gene Ontology annotation, molecular function: protein binding; zinc ion binding. The record is from RefSeq and is a predicted model, not a curated record.
CACACCUGAACGCAGCACCUGUCGCUGCGUGAUUCACCGCAGAGUGCACGACGGGAAGGACACGCAGAGGGUUGCUUCACGUCAGAGGAACAACACGACAUGCAGGGCACGAGCUCCCCGGGAGGCCGCGCCCUCUCCGAGGACCAGUUCUCCUGCUCCAUCUGCCUGGAGGUGUUUGUAGAGCCCAUCUCCACGCCCUGCGGCCACAGCUUCUGCAAGGCCUGCCUGCAGGGCUACUGGAACCACAGCAAGAAGUUCCUCUGCCCCAUGUGCAAGAAGAGCUACUCCAAGAGGCCCGAGAUGAGCGUCAACAGGGUCCUGGCGGAGAUAUCCUCCCAGUUCCAGGGGCUGUUGCUGGCUGAAGGGGCUGGAGGAGCCGCGGGAGCCUCGCGGGGGUCCACGUUGAACCUCAGCUCAGACGCGAGCCACGGGAGCCCCCAGGGGUCCGACAACGGGGAUUUCGCCCGGGCCGGGGAGGUCCCCUGCGACGCCUGCAUCGGGAGGAAGGUGAAGGCCCUCAAGUCUUGCGUGAACUGCCCCGGGUCGCUCUGCGAGGUCCACCUGAGACACCACCGGAAGGUGAAGUCCCUGAUGUCCCACCGUCUGAUCGAACCCACUUUCCACCUGGAGGAGAAGAUCUGCAAGAAGCACGAGCGCCUCCUGGAGGUCUACUGCCGCUCGGACCACGCCGCCAUCUGCGCGGCGUGCGCCGAGUCCACGCACAAGUCCCACGACAUCGUGUCCAUUGACCACGAGUGGAAGAAGAAGAUGAGUAUCCUGAGCAAGAAGAAGUCGGAGGUCAAACACUUGAUCAAGGAGAGAGCCAAGAAACUGGAGGACAUCAAACAAUCCAUCAAGGUCAUCAAGGCCGGUGCUCAGAAGGAGCUGGAGGAGAGCUGGCAGGUGUACGCCGAGCUGCAGCGCCUGGUGGAGCAGAGCCAGGCGGAGCUGGUGGAGCUGAUCGCCGCCAGGCAGCGGGAGGCCGAGCGGCACGCCCAGGAGCUGGCCCGGGGGUUAGAGAACGAGCUCGGCCAGCUGAGGAGGAGAAGCCACGAGCUGGAGGCCUUCGCCCACACGCCGGACAAGGUGGUCUUCCUGCAGAACCUGUCGACGCUGUCGCCCUCACCCGAGCCCACCGAUUGGUCGGCGGUGAGCGUCAACACCGACCUCUACCUGGGCGCCGUCCGCUCCUCCGUCAGCGGCCUGGUGGAGAAGCUCCAGGAAGAGAUCAAGAGACUGUACGGCAAAGAGCUCCGGAGGAUCCAGAACUAUUCAAGCGAGGUGAUCUUGGACCCCGCCACGGCCCAGAGGAACCUGGUCGUGUCCGACGACGGCCGCCAGGUGAGGUACGAAGAGCGCAAGGCCGUCCACUCGGAGGGCCCGAAGCGCUUCAGCCCCGCCCUCUUCGUCCUGGGCCGAGAGGGCCUGGGCUCCGGGCGCCACUACUGGGAGGUGGACCUGGGGCGCAAGACGGCCUGGACGCUGGGCGUGGCCAGCGCCUCGGCCCGCCGCAAGGGCGAGAUCAAGCUGAGCCCCGAGGGCGGGUACUGGUGCCUGUGGCUGAAGAACGCCGAGGUGAAGGCGCUGGCGGCGCUGCGCCUCCCUCUGCCGCUGCCGACCCAGCCCAACAAAGUGGGCGUCUUCCUGGACUACGAAGGAGGCCAGGUCUCCUUCUACGACGUGAAGGCGCGUCUGCACCUCUACACCUUCUCGGAUGCCUUCAGCGAGAGCCUGUACCCGAUCUUCAGCCCGUGCCUCCAGCAGGACGGGAAGAACUCUUCGCCGCUGGUUAUAUCCCCUGUGAAGCACACCUGAGGCCGACGGCGGGGCGGCGGACGAUCGACCUUUUUGACACCUGAUAGAGGAUUGUGUCCUCUAUCCGUUCUUAAAAUAGGAUUAUCUUUUUUUUACCUUCUCAAAGCUCGUCGUUUUGCAUAUUGAUACUAACCACUAAAACUCAUUAUAUUAUGGCCAUGUGGUUGCAUUUACUUAUGUAGAACCAGGCUCAAUACAGAUCCUUUUUAAAGAGCAGCAGGAGGAUCAAAGGAAACCCAUCAAAUCUGCUGUAACAUGGAUGGUUAUUGGAAAUAUUGGUAAUUUGGUUUGCUUAAAAAGUAGCCAAUAGUUCAGCCAUACUGUGCUUUCUUAUCUCAAAGUGUAUAUGAAAUAAGAGAUGAAUCCUGACGUCUUCCUCCUCCCGUGUUCAGCUGUUAAGAGUUGAGUUUAUGAGUAAUAAUCUACUUCUGACACUUUCCUUACUGUGUACGUGUUUUUGUUAUAAAGCUUUGGAGACUUUACAGAUCAAAGAAAGGAAGUUAAAUAGAUGUACAUUUACCGUACAUACAGUAUAAACUAUUGUUUUAUUGAGCAUUUUUAUGAUCCAGGAUUGUUCUGUAUUUAUAUAUGAAAUGUUUUUUCUUUUGUACUAUAAAUCUGAACUUAUUCAUUAAAGAUUAUUA